ACCCACCCCCACCCACCGGCCUGCGGUUGUCGGAGUCACAUGUCAGGGAAUGCGCCAAUCAGAAUGCGGCAGCCAGCCCAGGCCCGCCCCCAGUGCGUCCCUCUCCGAUCUGCUGUGACGUUGCCGCAUUUCGUCCUCCAAACCCCGACUUGCGUCCACCUUCCACCGGGGGGGUUGUUUUGGUGACCCCCCCCCCUCCUCCUCCUCCUCUUCUCACAUUUCAUCCUUUUUUUUUUGAACAUUCACACACCGCUCCAUUGACGUCGAGGAUGUUCGACGGGAUUUUGAGAGGUCUCCCUUCGCCCACCGACGAGGACUGCCCGGUAGUCGCGAAGCCGAGAGGAGCAACUUUUGAGCAGCUCCCGUGUCGCUCCUCCUGACCGAGCUAACCCGUUAGCCGCGCGCGCGCGCGUGUGUGUGGAAUGCCGUGGAAACUUCUUCGAAAAGUCGCCUACUGAGAGAGGGGCGACCUCCCGCUGCCCCCACUAGAGUUAUGGCCGGACGGCGGCCGGCUGACAUUAAACGUGGACUUUGAGAGCGGAACCCGCCGCUCUGCGCCCGCAUCCUUAUUCCCGGGGGCAGGUGCACCUCCUCCCCGGCGGCACCUGUGACGAAGCCUCAGCGGAGUCGACGGUGUUAGCUUUAGCUUUAGCUUCAGCUUCGAGCACAAGUGCGACGCACUGUUAACGUUCCCACCGUCUGCGGUUAAAUAGUUUAACAAUGGGAAUGCACGCUGUUACAUUUUAAAACACAAGAGAACUAGACUAAAGCCCAGUUUGUCAACUUUUGGCGAGCGUUAAGCCAGGCACUUGUCGCCGGUUGUCGACGGAGUCAGCCGGGUGGUGUUGGAUAAAGUUUCAGUCCCUUGUGGGACGCUCCACGCCGAGGGACUUUGGCCGGUGUCAGUAGCUCAUGCGGGGAAUUCCACUUCUUUUUAGCCACUAAAUGCAACAGCAUGCGGAGCUCCAUAAGUCGCCUUUACUUUUCUAAUUUAGUCUCUUAAGCCCCGCACCCUAUGGUGCCAUUACGGCCACCGAGAAAUGGAUGUCUCGCAGGCCGCUUUCCCAAACGGUGAAGGACGGCCGGGCGGAGGCGACGGAGGUGGAGGGAUCAGGGAGCAUGCCUGGACAGAUUGCCACACUCACGCGUGGGCACACUCGGCCCCGCUGUGCCCGACCCGUUCGCUUUGGACGGCCGCUUACGACUACGAGGCGAGCGGCGAGGACGAGCUCAGCCUGCGCCGCGGAGACGUGGUGGAAGUCCUGUCCAAGGACGCGGCCAUCUCCGGCGACGAGGGCUGGUGGACGGGCAAGAUCAACCACCGCGUCGGUAUCUUCCCCUCCAACUAUGUCACCUACCAGCCGGCCAUUUACCGUCUGCCCGCCGCGAUUGUGCGGGAGCGGGUCCCGGCCUCGCCUGUCCAGAUCCCCUUCACCGAGCUGGUGCUGGAGGAGAUUAUCGGCGUGGGGGGCUUCGGCAAGGUGUACCGGGGCACGUGGAAGGGCCAGGAGGUGGCCGUGAAGGCGGCCCGCCAGGACCCCGACGAGGACAUUACCGCCACAGCGGCCAGCGUCAAGCAAGAGGCCAAGCUGUUCUCAAUGCUGCAGCACCCCAACAUCAUCAAGCUGGAGGGGGUAUGCUUAGACGAGCCCAACCUGUGCCUGGUCAUGGAGUACGCCAGAGGGGGCACGCUCAACCGGGCGCUGACCGGCAGGCGAAUCCCGCCGCACAUUCUGGUCAACUGGGCCGUGCAGAUUGCGAGAGGGAUGCACUAUCUGCACGAGGAGGCCGUGGUCAUACACCGGGACCUCAAGUCCAGCAACAUUCUAUUACUUGAAACUAUAGAGAACGACGACAUCGGGAGGAAGACAUUGAAGAUCACAGACUUCGGCCUGGCCCGGGAGUGGCACAAGACCACCAAGAUGUCGGCGGCGGGAACCUACUCCUGGAUGGCCCCCGAGGUCAUCAGGUUGUCGCUCUUUUCCAAAGGCAGUGACGUUUGGAGUUAUGGCAUCUUGCUGUGGGAGUUGUUAACAGGGGAGGUACCUUACAGAGGAAUAGACGGCCUGGCUGUUGCUUAUGGCGUGGCUGUCAAUAAAUUAACAUUACCAAUCCCCUCCACCUGCCCCGAACCGUUCGCCAGGCUCAUGGAAGAGUGUUGGGACCAGGAUCCGCACGUGCGCCCCUCCUUUUCCUGCAUCCUCGAGCAGCUGUCUGCAAUCGAGGAGGCGGUGAUGGCCACCAUGCCGCAGGACUCCUUCCACAUCAUGCAGGACGACUGGCGCGUGGAGAUCCAGGAGAUGUUUGACGAGCUCAGGACCAAAGAGAAGGAGCUGCGUUCCCGUGAAGAGGAUCUGACGCGGGCCGCCCUGCAGCAGAAGUCCCAGGAGGAGCAUCUGAAGCGGCGCGAACAGGAGCUGGCUGAGCGGGAGAUCAACGUGCUGGAGCGGGAGCUCAACAUCCUCAUCUUCCAGCUCAACAAGGACAAGCCCAACGUGAAGAAGCGCAAGGGCAAGUUCAAGCGCUCCCGCCUUAAGCUCAAGGAUGGCAACCGCAUCAGCUUGCCCUCAGACUUCCAGCAUAAGAUUACAGUGCAGGCGUCGCCGUCCAUGGACAAGAGGCGGAGCCUUCACAGCACCAGCUCCUCUCCUCCGAGCAGUCCCACACUCAUCCCCCGCCUACGAGCUAUUCAGCUCACGCAGGAUGAGAGCAACCGCACGUGGGGUCGCAGCGCCCCCUUCAGGUCGGAUGAUUUUGACGACGUGAGGAGGGGCAUCAAGAAGAAGGGGAGGACCUGGGGGCCCAGUUCACUGCAGAGCAAGGAAAGGCCGCCUUCCACAGAGAGAGUACGUCCCCUCUCAGAUGGCAGCAAUCCGUGGUCCACCAGUCUGGUGAAGUCACAAAAGUCUGUCCCCCUCUCUGCCAUCUUUGCUGAACAAGCAGGAGGCGCUCAAGAGGAGGCCUUCCCUCCAGAGUGUCCAGACACCAGCUCCAAACCAAAGCAGAUCAAGUUCCCCAACCAGGUGUACCUGGAUCUACCUCUAUGGCGGGAUGAGCAGCAGCCUCCCGGAUUUGGCGGGGAAGCCGGGUCUGCGGUGCAGGGAGGGCUGAGCGAGAGUCCGGAGGACCCCUACACCACCACCUCCACCUCCUCCGCCUCCACCACACCGCAGCUCACGCCCACCAAUAGCCUGAAGAGGAUAUCGGUCCGUCGCAAGACUGAUUCUGUGCUGUACGGCUGCGGCUCCCUGCUGGCCUCCGUCGUGCUCGGCUACGACAUCCGCGAAGCGCUCAAGAACGCUCAAGACGAUGGCGAAGCGCCGCGGGAAGAGAAGAAAAAGAAGGAGGGCCUGUUCCAGCGUGCUACACGCUUUCGCCGCAGCACCUCCCCGCCGAACGGCGGCGGCCGACCCCGUAAGGAUGAGACCUCACCGGGCCACCCCUCCAACUCGCACGCCAACUUGGUCUCUAUGUCAGCCAUCGUGGAAUGUCAGUCCACCAAGUGUCUCCUGCAAUCGGAAGUGGAGGUGUCGCAGUUCGGCCUCGGCAAGGUGGACCUCGUGCCUGUCAGUCGUCAGCUGGAGACCCCUCGGCCUGCCCCCCCAGUGUCGGCGCCGCCACCGCUCGUGGAAAAUAAAGAGACGCCACCACCGCAAACCCAAAGUCAGCAGCCAGAGGUGAUGAACCAUAACACGGGGACGCGCCUCCGCAGGAAAAAAUACAACAUCCAUGAUGCUAACGGCCUCCCCAGCCUGCCGCCCCCCGCUGCCCCGAAGAAGACCAGGGACACGCGCCCCGUCUCCUUUUGGGCCAAGCCGCACACGCGAGGCCUCGUGGCCCGCCUGGGCAAGGGCUACUCGCUGGGCCACUACUCGGGCGAGAAGGCCGCUCAGGCCUCCUCGUUGCUGGACAUGGACGCCGAGGGCCAGAAUCGCGACUGCACCGUGCCGUUGUGCCGCAUCCAGAGCUCGCCGGCCCGGCCCACAGUCUACGAGCUGGAGAAAGAGUUCCUCUCCUAGAGCGCAGAUGGCCUUCUCACUGGCUCGAGAACUUAGAACAGGUUCCACACCAUCUUGGUGCAGCUGAACGUUGACCGCCGCUGCGGCGUUCACGACACAUUCUUGUAUUUAUAUAUCUAUUUUUAUAGGUAAUUUAAUAGCAGCCAGUGGAACAAAACCGUACUGUACAUGCGUGUUCAUCCACCCAUUGUAGAAGUCCUCCCUUUAUUUAGAGCAAGUAUGUAAAUAUUCCUUUCGGAUGUGCGCUGCCCGGUGGCGCUCGAGGAGCCAGAGGACAGCGACUCUGUGCUGGAUGGCACCUGGAGCGCCGCCUACAGGCCCUAAAAGGAGGUGCAGGUUGAAAAAGCAGCAGUUCAAUGAAGGAAUCAGAAGGAAUACAAGUUGCCGGUUUUUUAAUUCUUAUUUUUAACGGAUUACCACGAUGACUUUUCCGACCGUGUCCUGAUGACUUCAUGGCGUCACAGUGUGGCGCAUCAUGUGACCUGCAUUCCUCAUUUGGGCCUCCCACCCUCUUUUUCUUUUUUUUUUUUUUUUUUUAAACCCUGAAACUAGCCCAUGAUUACUUUUUUGUACUUUUUUUUUUUUUUUUCAUGGAAUCUUCUACAGCAGCCACUGAAAUGGCUUCCUCAGGAUCACCUAAUGGGCUCCAUUUUGUAUUUUCUAGGCCCCCCCACCCACACCCCCGAAAAUAAACACACCUCUGUGAGGAUAGACUAUGCAGACUCGAGCAGCUCUCGCUGGCUCUUGUUUUGAAAAGUUAUACUCAUCUGUUUUGUACGGUGUCACCAAAUGAAAUGGUUUAAAUUCAACCUUUUAGUAUGAAAUCACACUUUUAUGUGAUGGAUUUGAAAAUGUGAACGUUUUCCUCUACACGCGAGCUGCCUUAAUCACACAGGGGUGGGAAUUGCAGCGUACUCUUAAUUGUAUUUCCCAGUUCAUUAAAACACUGCCCCCCCCGAUUCGUUCCCUGGUGCCAGACAAACAACUGCUUCAAAUAAAUUAAAAAUGACAAAAAUUAAACAGGUAGUGACUAUUUCCGUUCAGUUGGUCAAGAGGGUGUCUGAAUGCUCUUGCUAACUAAAACAGCAGCACAAACCAACACUUCCCACUAUUAAAUUCCCGUCUGAAAAUAAAACUGGUCAUAACUGCACUGGUUUUCAUUCCAAUGUUCACGCAGCCGUUGGAAAUGUUUUGCUCACCAGAACAGCAGCACCUACUCUGCCCUAAUUCGGCCUUCCUUCAAGAAAUCGCCAGUAGUAAAUAAUGUAGGCUCAUUCAGAAGCCUGUCGGAACUCUGUUGCUAACCACAACAGCAGCACACACCAGCAGUUACCGUUUCCGUUCAGCCGCUGUUGUUGAUGCGCAGAUGUUUUCAAGGCUAAUGGUUGCAAACCAAAACGGCAGCGUCUAACCUGAACUCAAAUGAGUUGGCGGGCACCGCUAUGAGAAACGUCUCCUUCAAAUGAAUCACAUGACCCUCCCCAAAAUGGAUCGAAUGAGUACGACACCCCCGCCCCACCACGUUUCCUCACCCCCUGAUGUCGAGUGAAAGCGCACGUUACAGUGGGACUCAAACCCGCGGGCCCAUCUGCAUCAAGCUAGCAAACAUUCCGUUUUGAAGAUCUUUUGUUUUUCCUCUGACGGAGCUUCUGCCAAGUGGACCAAAAUGAAGGCAAAGAAAAAAGGAAAAAGGAAAAAAAAGGUGUUACUGAAGGACAUUUUAGUGUUUGUGCAGGACCAAAACGUAAGCAGCUGCUCGUGCGUGUUAGGCGCGUACUCGUGUGUAGUCCAGGAAGACGCCGACGUUGGCCUUGACGUGUCCCCGAUGGAAUGACACAAAGUACUACACACCACCCACUGCGCCUUUCAGUGACUUUUUCUAUUCUUAUUAUUAUUACAGUAUUUCAUUGGCGGAUUCAAGAGUAUCGACAUUUUUCAAUAAAGUCGGAAUUGAGACGAUGUGUGCGUUGUGUUUUUCUUGUUCCAAACCCUAAUUUGAACCCCGAAUCGGUUGUC
Syngnathoides biaculeatus (alligator pipefish) is the source of this 6035-nucleotide messenger RNA. It is a transcript of the gene map3k21, whose product is annotated as mitogen-activated protein kinase kinase kinase 21. Gene Ontology annotation, molecular function: protein binding; JUN kinase kinase kinase activity; ATP binding. The transcript has 11 exons. The record is from RefSeq and is a predicted model, not a curated record. Lineage: Eukaryota; Metazoa; Chordata; Actinopteri; Syngnathiformes; Syngnathidae. The coding region runs from base 1041 to 4019 and encodes 992 amino acids. Gene Ontology annotation, biological process: protein phosphorylation.